CACACACCACCUCAGCAGCACAUACCUGAGGGACUGCUCUCAAAAUUGUUCACACCGCCCCUGCCGAAACGAAAUGGUUUCAGUUCUGCCCUGGAUAGUCAUGCUGGUAGCACAGGCUGCGUCGGUGCCCGCUUGGCCACCCUUUCACUCGUCACGGCCGAAUAACAUCCCACCACCUCUGCACCAUGUCAACCUGCCACCUGCUCUGCCCCCGCUGCCCCCACAACUUGAUCCGAUCGACAAAUGUCUCUUCACUUGCGACCACUGCUACAAACAUCCACAAGCCCUGAUUGCCUGUGCCAACGAGUGCAUCCUCCAGGCUGGCGAGGCUCCUUCGAUGGGCAAGGCGUGGCUGCAGACGUGUCCGCAAUUUUUGAUGCCAAUUUACUUUGACUACCAGCCCGUCGACACUCGCUAGGCAAACCGUUUUUGUUUACAAAAUAAAAUGUGUGCUAAAUAAACUAUACUGUCUGUGCUCACUAUAAGCGGAAUAAAAUUUCUUUAGUUUGGAUCAAUAAUCAGAAGAUGAUUUCCUCAGAAUUUUUCUUUUAUUCCG
This is a messenger RNA of Neocloeon triangulifer, 556 nucleotides long. RefSeq lists its product as uncharacterized. NCBI's taxonomy places the organism in Eukaryota, Metazoa, Arthropoda, Insecta, Ephemeroptera, Baetidae. The coding region runs from base 74 to 418 and encodes 114 amino acids. The record is from RefSeq and is a predicted model, not a curated record. The transcript has 3 exons.